AUGGAUCAGGAGGAGUUAGCGCGUGAAGUUGAUGGAAUAUCGAUAGUCACUGAUGUACGCCGUUCCGAGCCUAGUCGAGAAGAUGGACCCAUCGACAGUCCCAUAUCAUUCCCAGAUCUGGACGAGCUUCUACAACCUGUGCCUGAACCUGCGGGCAUCUCAUCUCCUGUCCCCAGCUUUAGGGCGCAAUCACGCGAACAGAGUGAGGACCAUAGGAGUGGGGCCGUUCCACUUUUCCUGCCGUCGCUGUCGGCAUCACCUGCACUCUCGAACCACUCUGGUGCCCCACUUCCGCCGGAGACGGACGAUGAGGUUUUAAUAGUAGAAUCCAUCUUACGCGAUGGUUCGCUUUCUAAGAGCCGUGUAGAUGUGUUGGAUGAGGAUCAUCCACAGACAUCACUACGAAGCGUGAAGAGGAAGAAAGGUCAACGGGUAUAUGUAUUAAUACCUCCUCCUUCUCCUGAGCUUAGGAGGGCUAUCAAGAAACGAAAGUUGGAGGAUCAAGGCAUAGUCUCUGGCUCAGAGGAAGAGAAAGAGUCCAAAUACAAUGAUUUCGAGCGAGCCCUCAUGGCGGACUGCAGAGUCCGAAUGGUUGAGAGACCCUGCCAGUGGAAUGGAUGUGAUGCUCUGAUGAACAGUGGCGAGAACCUCUAUUUGCAUCUCAAGUUGCACGGGCAAGAGGCUAGCUCUCAGGAGUCUUUUACAUGCCGAUGGCAGUCAUGUCCUCGGAGGUUCAAGUCGGCAGCAACUUUGGAGAAACAUUUACAGAAACAUUCGUACUUCCCUCUGCCAUGUCCUAUUGCAAAUUGUUCAGAUUUUUUCGAUAAACCAGUUGAGGCGAUGGAACAUGAAGUGCGGCACCAGCAACGGGAAUCAAUCAAGAAGUUGGAGAUGAAACAGCCCCCGAAACCUCUAGCGCCAAAAAUACCUCCCAUGCUAGAUGCUCCGCCUAACAGUCUACCGUCUUAUCGUGUGGAACCGAGAUACAUCCAACAAGCUCGUAUCCCACCUCAACGCCACGCUGUGAUUGGUCCCUGGGUUCUUCAAAAUAUAUUUAGCCCUGUCGAACAAAACCUGAGAAAGCAGAAUGCACCUAUGCGACUCCGGUACCCGCGCUCCGACGCUCGUCCGGAGAACCUGGAUAACUUGAGGGCAAGACCGGAUGAAUAUGACUUCCUGACAUCACUGUCGACACCGCCAACGCGAACAAUUCGAUACGAUGAUCUUGAUUCUGAGGAUGUGUCACUUGCACUACUUGAUGGACUCACGCUCUGGGGUACAGAUUCAAAUAGCUGUCAAGAAGAAUCGAAUCCCGAAGAGGGCUCUAAUCUGACAAAAGACAUGGUGAUCGAGGUGCCAGAGGGAGGCGCAUCCGUGGAAGGAUCUAGCAAUUUACUGAUGGGCGAGGUCUCGAUCACGACGGACGGAAUGGAUGGUAGUCACUGCACUACGGAGGGUGCUGUGAGGGAAGAAGAGGCUGUGAUGAUGAUGUUAUCAGAUUGA
Messenger RNA from Suillus bovinus, 1503 nucleotides. RefSeq lists its product as uncharacterized. Bases 1 to 1503 code for a protein of 500 amino acids. The transcript is spliced from 5 exons. Gene Ontology annotation, biological process: regulation of transcription by RNA polymerase II. NCBI's taxonomy places the organism in Eukaryota, Fungi, Basidiomycota, Agaricomycetes, Boletales, Suillaceae. The record is from RefSeq and is a predicted model, not a curated record. Gene Ontology annotation, cellular component: nucleus.